Dacryopinax primogenitus is the source of this 2011-nucleotide messenger RNA. Its product is annotated as cytochrome P450. Bases 136 to 1701 code for a protein of 521 amino acids. The record is from RefSeq and is a predicted model, not a curated record. NCBI's taxonomy places the organism in Eukaryota, Fungi, Basidiomycota, Dacrymycetes, Dacrymycetales, Dacrymycetaceae. The transcript is spliced from 4 exons. Gene Ontology annotation, molecular function: oxidoreductase activity, acting on paired donors, with incorporation or reduction of molecular oxygen; heme binding; iron ion binding.
CCGCGCACCCCUUGUUCGCUUCCCACCACCAGCCAAUAUCCAGUAUCGCAAUUACCCUCAACCACUCCCAACCGUCCCUCCUUCCUUCUCCUACCCACUCCCGCUUAACCAUAGCAUAUACCCAAGUCAAGCACAAUGCUCCUCACUUCUACCUUCCUCCUCCUUGCCAUCUUCAUCAUAUCCGCAGUUAUCAUCCUCCCCCGCAUCCUCCCAAAGCACUCCCUCCCUCUCCCUCCAGGUCCACCAAAGCUUCCCCUCAUAGGAAACGUACACCAGAUACCCACAAAGGACGAACACAUCACUUUCCUCCAGUGGUCAAAGCAGUAUGCAUCGGACGUCGUCUGCGCAACCGUCUUUGGACAGCCUCUUGUCGUCCUCAACUCAAAAGAAGCUGUCAUGGAUCUCAUGGAACGUCGUGCGCCUAUCUAUGCUGCAAGGCCAAGAAUGGUCAUGUGCGGAGAACUGGUCGGCAUCGGUGGCUCCGUCGCCCUCACGGCGGAUAUGAACAGGCACAGGCACUUCCGCCGGCUUUUAACCGCCGCUCUUAACCCACGUGCUUCCCAGGACUACUGGCCGUCCCAGAUGAAGGAAUCGCGCGAGAUGAUGGUGCGUCUCUUGGAUGAUCCGACCAUGCUCGAAGACCAUAUCAAGCGAACUGUCGUCGCUGUUAUCUUCCUCGUCUGCCAUGGAUACCAGAUCCGCAGCAACGAUGACUACUAUAUUUGGCUUGGGAACAAGGUCAUGCAGAACUUUGCAAAGGCCGCUGCACCGGGUGCAUGGCUUGUCGACUUCCUUCCCUUCCUUCGUUUCAUCCCCGCUUGGGUACCUGGUGCUGGGUUCCAGAAGAUUGCUGCCGAGUGGCGCCAAGAAUGGUUCGAUCUCCUCGAGAAGCCAAUCAACAUGGUCAAGGCGAACAUGGCGGCCGGCACUGCCAAGCCCAGCUUCUCCAGCCGUCUCUUGGAGGCGAAUGCUGCUGGUGCUCGCGAUAAGAAGGAAGACGAUCUCAUCAUGUGGGCAUCGGGCUCCCUCUACUCUGCCGGUGCCGAUACUAGCGUCAGCGCUAUACACUCGUUCUACCUCGAGAUGCUGCUCCACCCCGAGAUCCAGGCAAAGGCGCAGGCUGAGCUUGAUCGCGUGGUUGGCAAGGACCGUAUGCCGACAUUCGACGACAUGGCCCUUUUGCCUUAUUGCGGUGCCAUUGUCAAGGAAGUCUUUCGUCGCCGGCCUGUGGCUCCUCUUGCUAUUCCGCACACAAGCCGCGAAGACGACACAUACAAGGGAUUCACGAUUCCCAAGGGAAGCAUGGUCAUGGGAAACAUCUACGCUCUCAACAUGGAUCCUACGGUGUUUGGGAAGCCCGAAGAGUUCAACCCCGAGCGCUACCUCGCCCCAACCGGAGAACCACAGAAUCCCGCCGGCAUCAACCGCGAUAUCGGUAGCUGGUGCUUCGGGUUUGGCCGCCGUCUGUGCCCCGGAGAGAACAUCGCCGAGGCAAGUCUGUACAUGGCCGUUGUGAACACGCUUUGGGGCUUCAACAUCAAGUACUCGCUCGAUGCUGACGGCAAGCCGAUCCUGCCCGAUAUGAACUACGAGCAGGGUGUAGUCAGCCAUCCAAAGGACUUCAAGUGCGACAUCGGCGCUCGCACCCCCGCACACGAGGAGGUCAUGCGCACCGCCGCGGCUGAGUACGCCGGCAUGUAAACCAUCAGCUUUCGAUGUUGGAUCCCAUCUGUAUAUCGCCAGUCACGACCCUACACCCUACUCUCUGUUCUGUUCUUGUGCUAUGUUAUCUGCCCAUGCGGGCAGUCUUGGGAGAAAUCGAAAGAAAGACACCACGGGCGUCCCUUUCUUGACACAAACCGACGACAGAAAAAGGUAAUUCUAUCACAAUGCUUUCCAAAUUUUGCUUUUCAUUCUUUUUUUUCCCUGGCUUGCAAAAAGAUCAAUUAAAUCCCUUCAUUCGUUUUGAGCUUUGUCUCGAUAGUGAACUAGCUUAGGCGUCUCCUUCUCG